AUGCAGGACCUCAACGGACACAUUGGCCAGGCCAGUGUCAAUUCAAGUGGCCGGUUUCAGGGCCAUGUAUCGAAGCCUUCCAAUAGUGAUACCGGAUUCUCUCACGGCGCCUUCACGUCCAACAUAUCUGGAUUUGCUGACCGUCACCCACGUCGAGGCAACAUUCCAUCUCUUAAUACCCAGUCCGUGAACCAGGUUCAACCAGCAUCUCCCAAUGCAAACGACAUGACUACACCCGGCACUGCAUUCGACAUGCAAUUUACUCCUCUUCUGCCAUCGCAGCUUCUCCUCGGGAGCCCGUUCCAGCCAGGAAGCCCUGCCGCCUUCGGCAGCAGCCCUCAGUUCCAAAACUUGCCUGCUUUCCAACAGAACCAGCAGCAAGGGGGAAAUAAUAAUCAGCACAGCGGCGGCGUCUCCAGCCCUGUUCAACAGAAUAUUUCGCCUCAGUCAUACCAGGCCCUGGUGUCGCCAUCCACAUAUGGAGCCCCUCAGUUUUACCCUCCUCAAUCCCCUACUGGAGGUUUCAACUUGCAAUCGGCCAUGCAACCCGCUUCUCCUGUUUUGGGCUCCUCUAAUGUUAGUGGUACUAGCCGGACGGUCUAUCUUGGCAACAUUCCCCAAGACACUUCCGCCGAGGAGAUCCUCGGCCACGUUCGAAGCGGCCAAAUCGAGUCCGUUCGUCUCUUGCCCGACAAGAACUGCGCUUUCAUCUCGUUCCUCGAUGCUAGCUCUGCUACACAUUUCCACUCUGAUGCAAUCUUGAAAAAGCUCUGUAUCAAAGGUCAGGACAUAAAGGUGGGUUGGGGAAAGCCAUCUCAAGUCCCCAACUCGGUCGCACUGGCUGUUCAGCAGUCGGGUGCCUCACGCAAUGUCUACUUGGGCAACUUGCCUGAGGACGUGUCCGAUGAAGAACUUCGGGAGGACCUGGGCAAGUUUGGUGCCAUCGACACGGUCAAGAUUGUGCGGGAAAAGAACAUUGCAUUUGUUCACUACCUGUCCAUAGCCAAUGCCAUCAAGGCUGUGUCUCAACUUCCGCAAGAGGCCAAGUGGCAGGCUCCUCGUCGGGUCUACUACGGCAAAGACAGAUGCGCGUAUGUCUCCAAGACGCAGCAGCAGAACGCUGCCCAGUACCUUGGCAUUGCUCCUGGCUACGCUCACAUGCUGACCGGUGCCGAUCGUGACCUUAUCUCCAAUGCUCUUGCACAGCAAUCUGUCGCCGCUGCCGCCGUGGCAACUACUGCCGGAGGGAUCAACAACUUGGGAAACCGCACAAUAUACUUGGGCAACAUUCACCCUGAAACAACUAUCGAGGAGAUUUGCAACGUUGUUCGCGGGGGUUUACUCCAUCAUAUUCGGUAUAUUCCUGAUAAGCACAUUUGCUUCGUCACCUUCAUUGAUCCAACGGCCGCAGCGUCAUUUUAUGCGUUGAGCAACCUCCAGGGACUAAUGAUUCACAACCGCAGACUCAAGAUUGGCUGGGGAAAACACUCGGGAGCACUCCCUCCCGCAAUUGCCUUGGCUGUGAGCGGCGGUGCGUCUCGGAAUGUCUAUGUGGGUAACUUGGACGAGACCUGGACUGAAGAUCGCCUUCGUCAGGACUUCUCUGAAUAUGGUGAAAUUGAGCUUGUAAACACACUUCGCGAGAAGAGUUGUGCCUUCGUCAACUUCACAAACAUUGCCAACGCUAUCAAAGCGAUCGAGGCCAUUCGUGGCAGGGAUGAAUACAAGAAGUUCAAAGUCAACUUUGGCAAGGACCGCUGUGGAAACGCUCCUCGGCAGAUGCAACAGCAGAGCCAGUCUCCUCGUCCUGAGGGAGUUGGCUCACCUCCACCAAACGGUUCCCAAAACAGCGGCUCGCCCCCGAAUGGCUCGACCCCUCAGCAAUCCGCUGCAUUGUUCAACGCCCAGAGCAACCCUCUCACGAUGUACUUGAACCAGUUGUCUCAACAGGUUCAUCAGCAGCAGCAACAUCAGCACCUCUCUUUGCAGCAGAACCUACUCUUCCACACCGCUCAAUCCUCGCCUAAUGAGCUAGGUCUCGAUGUCCCCCAGCAAGGAUCCCUGGGUGGGCACGGCCAAUCUGCUUCCAUUUCAAACGGCUACGGCCCGAAUGCUACUUCGUCUGGUGCUUCAACCAUCGGGGGACUUCUUGCUCCAGGCAACGGACGUGGUUCUCACAGUCGGGCUGUCAGCUUGCCUGUGCUUGCCCCUGGCUUUGAACAUGGUGGAAACAGCCCAAAUAGCUUGGCUGGCAGCAACGGGAGUGACGGCGAAAGGCGUGGCCACCAUUAUCAGUCCAGCUUUGGUGGGCUAGGGGGUACAGGCUUCGGCCUUGCCAUACAAGGUGGUCUCAAUGGAUGGGUAGAAGAGGAAGUGGCCAACUAA
Molecule: messenger RNA, 2385 nt
Organism: Metarhizium album ARSEF 1941
Lineage: Eukaryota; Fungi; Ascomycota; Sordariomycetes; Hypocreales; Clavicipitaceae
Product: negative regulator of differentiation 1
Exons: 1
Coding region: 1-2385 (794 amino acids)
Biological process (GO): mRNA splicing, via spliceosome
Cellular component (GO): cytoplasmic stress granule
Molecular function (GO): mRNA binding
Source: RefSeq, a predicted model, not a curated record